AACGUCAUCUGUCACAUUUGUCAAUGUAGAGGAACGAACGUCAUAGGCAGUGUGAAUAUAUUGUAAAUAUUAUAUCCAUCGAUAGUACAUUAAGUGUUAUUAUCUGUAGGAUGAGAAUGCGGUAUCAUGUGAAAAGUAAUCUGGCGCCCCAGUAGAGUACGAGUUACGUUUAAUUAGGUCGGCCUCGCUUAAGUAUUGUCGCGCGAUCGGAGUGUGCGGAGCGAGGAAUUGGCUCUCGACAAAUAAAUGUAUGUUACCACACUUUGUCAGCCAAUUAAGCGACGAAGAUGAAAAAGCUAUUCUCCAAAAUCGAGACGAAAAUUGAUAACACGUCGAAGGAGGGCAGCAACUAUGUGGGAAAGGUGUUCACAGUGGGCAGGGUGACUGUGACCGUGGAGGAGAUCUUAGCAGAGGGGGGAUUUGCAAUUGUGUACCUUGUGAAAGGUAGCAAUGGGACAAGAUACGCCCUCAAACGUAUGUAUGUCAACAAUGACCAAGACCUCAAUGUGGCCAAAAGGGAAAUACAAAUUGCUAGCAAUUUGAGUGGUCACAAGAAUAUCAUUGGUUAUGUGGAAUCCAGUCUGUCAGCCACAGGGGGUGGUGUAUACGAGGUUCUACUGCUGAUGCCUUAUUGCCACAACAGUGUCUUAGGUUUGAUGAAGACUCGCGGAAAGCCCACGUUCACGGACCAAGAGGUUUUGGCUAUAUUCUGUGACACCUGCGAGGCCGUCUCGAGACUGCAUCACUGUCAAACGCCGAUUAUUCAUCGAGAUCUCAAGGUUGAAAAUAUCCUCGUUGGAGAGAAUGGAAACUACGUGAUUUGCGAUUUUGGCUCAGCGACCGGGCGCGUUCUAAAUCCUACUCUUCAGGGGGCUGCUAAUGUGGAGGAAGAGAUUAAGAGGUACACGACGUUGAGCUAUCGUUCCCCGGAAAUGGUGGACAUGUAUUGCGGAAAGACCAUCACCACCAAAGCGGAUAUUUGGGCUCUUGGAUGUUUGCUUUAUAAACUAUGUUAUUUCACACUUCCAUUCGGAGAGAGCACUUUGGCCAUCCAGAGCGGCAACUUUAGCGUUCCCGAUAACUCCAAAUAUUCCAAAGGGAUGCAUCAGCUGAUCCGAUACAUGUUGGAGGUUGACCCCGAUAAGAGGCCUGACAUCUACCAAGUUUCCUGCGUGGCAUUCCAACUAAUUGGCAAAGAAAAUCCCGUUACGAACUUGCUGAAAUCACCAGCGCCUAUUUUGGAUGAACUUCCUGUGCCACAGUUCGAGUCUGAGCAGAAGAAGGCGCAGCUUAUUAAGGUGACGACGAAGCAGGUUUCGGUGCCAAUCGUCGAAGGGACGAGCGUGAUGCCGAGGCAACGACCGAAGGGCGGUUCCACGCAACCCAUCAACCUGAACACGAUUCCUCUAACCCUGAGCCCGAGUCCGACCACGGUAAAGAAGUCCCAAAGUCCCGUCACCUCCGUAGAAUUUCCUAUUUACACUACAAAACCGACGGUCCCGGCGGCCUUUACUCCACCGAACAUCCAACAGCAACAUGCCAACAACAAUAACAACAACAACAACAACCAAAGCUUUUCGCCCGCAUUCCAAGCAACUACCACUAAUACCCCAAACCUGUUUCCUAGUCAAGACAAUCUGUUCCCUUCGACCGGUUAUCCGGAUCCGUUUCGAGACGGUGCCGAAGAGAAAGGAUCACCCGCGAGUCCCGAGGGCGGCAGCAGACCGCAGUCCCUUCUGGAGCAGUCGCGCGGUCUCGCCGAGUCCUCUAGUCAGUGCGUGGUGAACAGCAACUCCCCGCCGUCGUCAUCUUCGCCGACAGCCGCCGGCAAUCCGAAGGGCCACAGGCGAAACAUGAGUGACACCACGGCGUUCAACAAGGUCUACGCCAGUGAAACGUCCCAAUUCUUGGCGCCCUUCGAGUGCUCCAUGAAACCACGCAGCUCCGAUUCGCCUACGGAGAUGUGCACCGGCCCGAUGGCUCCGCCGGGUUCUUCCGCCUCCAGCACCGACGUAAGUCACGCCAUUGGUGCAGACAGCCGAUCGCUGUCGGCUGACGUCGCCGAUUGGAACCCCUUCGAGGAGACGCCCUUCAGCCAAAUGACCGAGGACCACAUCUUCGGCGCCGAAUUCGACAAAAUACGAAGAGGUAGCCAAAGCAGUAUUCAGGGUGUGAAAUCGCGCGAAAGCCUUGUCAUGUCCGUGUCCGAAGAUCCGUUUGGUUGUGCCCCGUUCAGUCUUCCAGCAAAGUCCAGGAACAAGGCGGGCCUCCAGAGUGCAGCUACUGCGGUGAUUUACGAGCCCGCUUGUGAAUCUUCCCCUGAACACGCGGUUCUGGUCUUCUCGGAGGGCGAAGUUCCGCUUCUGGAAGAGACAGAGUUGGCGACGUCGCCUCCGUUCGUGAGGGCGCCCCUGGAGGAUCGCUCCAAAUACGAAAAGCUGCUGCAGAUCAACUACGAUUCGGAGAACUCUUCGCACGAUGAGCUCCAUGAGAUGAACAGAGCCAAGAAGAAGCGAAGGGUGAGAAAUAAGCUUCCGGAGUUGCCGAUCGUGAAGAUUCUUCGAGGCGGAAAAGACAUCAAUUCGAAUAGACCCGAAUUGGAGUCGGACGAUUCAAUCGGGUCGGCAAGCGAUCUGAGGGAGACGGAGGAAAUCGAGAGGUCCGUUAAGAACGAUAACGAGACGAUCAGCGAUGUUAGGACGUGCGGUUCUUCGGCCUACCACGCCGAAUGCGAGAGCAUGGCCACGCAAGAAGAUGAUGCGACCAGCAGGAUAAUAAGGGCUAAAUUGAGGGAGAAGUCGCAGAUGCAACAGCCACCAGAAGAUAUGCUCUUCGUGGGUCACCAGUAUGGGGAGAAACCGCUGCUGCUCGACGAUGAGCUCGAUUCCGAUUGCGAGGUAAAGUACGAUAAUCAUAAAUGGUCAGUGGAGAAGAAAACCACCGGAGGUCUCUGGAUAGAACCUUCGAGUAGCUACGAAGAAUCAGACGUAUUUGCAUUGGCGCCGUUCAACAAGAAAACGGCGAGGAAACAGAUCAAACUGGAACCGAUCGAAUCGUUGAACCAUAGUCCUAUAGAAAAACCCAAUCUGAAUCCGUUCCUCACCGAAGACGUCGUGCAAGGUGCUUCGACCUUCGGCACAGUCACCGUCAAUUCGACCGCCGUGAACAUUGAUAACCCGGCUAAAACCGAGACGAACAACUUUUUCAUCACCCAGAACUUCAACACGUACUUCACCGAUAUCGAUGUGAAGAAUACCAUUUACGAGAACGUCUCUUUACCACCGCCGCAAUACACUACCGCCGAAUUCAAAUUCUCCCGUUCGCAGCAGACGAACUCCCUGGAUCGCAAUGUCUCCGCGAACGAAACGUUCUGGGCGAUGGAAAACGAGGAGAAGCAAAACCAGAAAGACGAUAAGAAGAAAUCAAAGUACGUGCUCUUCGACGACGCCCUCCCGAACACCAUCGACAAGAAGACCAGGAAGAAAGCUUCGAAAACGAAGGUGUCUCCCACGAUCGUCCAAGGCGGUUUCAGCAACAUGAGUUUCGAGGAUUUCCCAUCCGACGAAGGAGAGUUCCAAGCUAACUCCGUCAUGCCUUUCGAGGUUUUGCGUCCCGUCGAGGAUGCGGAACGCAAGUUUGGCAGUCUGAAGAGGUUGAGCAAUCCGUUCUCCUGAGGUACGUCCGCAUUUCGUUGCAGAAAGAACCGCGAACCGUUCGCGCUCUGCAACGAGUCACAUUCUCACAGUUUCUUCUUCAAAUCGAAUCAUUUCCAUUUCCAAAUCAGAAGAAACUCCAAAUAUUAGCUUUCAAUAUUGUUAUUAGAGGAAGAACGUUAAAAUUUAUCAUUUUA
Molecule: messenger RNA, 3850 nt
Organism: Nicrophorus vespilloides
Lineage: Eukaryota; Metazoa; Arthropoda; Insecta; Coleoptera; Silphidae
Product: AP2-associated protein kinase 1
Exons: 10
Coding region: 288-3674 (1128 amino acids)
Biological process (GO): protein phosphorylation
Molecular function (GO): ATP binding; protein kinase activity
Source: RefSeq, a predicted model, not a curated record